GAGAGAAAGAAAAUGGUAUUUAGUUUGGAAGAAAAGAUAUAGCCGAUAGAUAUAUAUAUAUAUAUACAAACAUUGGGAUGCAUUUCCAGGGGAUUUUUAUUUUUCGUCUGCUGGCUGCCCAGUGGAAGCGUCUCUUUCUACUCCUGGGCUCUCAGUCCUUCGUGUGAUGUGACCAGUGCGGUUGGUCGGUGGCAUUUUUCCCCCCUCAAUUUUUCCUUGUUUGUUUCUUUUGAUCGAAUUUCUGUUUCGCCUCAUCAAACGGAAUUUCUUCUUCUCGGUGCCAAGAACCAAAACACCAACAAAGUUGUGCACCUGUGCAUCCGCCAUUUCCAGCAAAAAGGGAUUCCCGGUUGGACAAUCCAUUCCACGUGCGUCUCCCAGCCCGAGAGUGUGUGUGUUCGUGAUUUAUUUUGUUUUUAAAAAAUCGUCGGUUAUAAAAUGCCCGCCAAUUUCGUCGCCAUUUUGAAACCCUGUUAGUUAUUGGCUAUUGCGUUCAGUGUUACGCCAUCGUCAGUUGUGUGUCGUGAGUGAAGAAGUGAAAGUUGCGUCCAGUUGAAUAUAUAUAUAUAACACACGCCACGUUUGGACAACGGCGGCCGUUUUCCAAUCCAUCAGUUUGAUCCAUCGUGCUGUUGAUAGUGCCAGGUGUGUUGUUGUGCCCAUCAUUGCGUUUUGGUGUCGUGUGUGUGUGUGUGUGCUAUGAAGAUCGGGCACUGCGUGAUUGCCAGUCAGGGAGGAUCGCCACCACCGCUGUGCUAAACUGCUAAAAGGCCAGGAUGACACGGAUCUCCCGCGGUUGUAUCAGCAACGCACUCGCCCACUGCCAACUUCAUCCUCCUCUCCCGCCCGUCCAUCCAUCGACUGGACACAUCCAAUCGUCAUCGACUCAACAGUUCCAGGAUCAUAACCGACCAUGCGACGCCUGUCGGCCGGCGGAGUGCCUUUGCUACUCAUGUGCUACUUCUUGAGCGCGGCCUUGUGCUCCUCCUCCUCCUCGACCACUACCUCUACCACAACCUCCUCCAAAUCGACCAAACGACCAGCCUCCUCCUCCAUGACCGGUGAUAUCGGCGAGCGGGCGGAAGCGUUGGAAGGAAGCCUUUUGAACAUGUUCGGAUUGAAGCGGAGACCGAGACCGGGCGUCGAGACGCGACAGCGGAUCGUCGUGCCCGAAUUUCUGGCCGAAUUGUACCGGCAACAGACCGGACUCGAGGUGGACACCACCAACUUGAACCUGGCCGGCAAACUGACCCAGACGGCCAACACAGUCCGGACUUUUUCUCAUCAAGAUGCGGAUUCAGAAAUCCAUGACGACGACAACAGCGAGACGACGGGCAAUUCCAUCCUGUUGCGAUUCGAUUUGGCCAGCUUGCCGGCCGAAGAAGCGCUCAAAGCCGGCGAAUUGCGGCUGUACCGCUCGCCGGACGGUCUCAUCUCGUGGGAGGCCGAGCGGACGACGAAUUCCGGGCGAACGGAAGACGAAUCUACGGACAAUCGCCACCAACCGGAAAGGAAAGUGACAAAAGAGAACAAGUGGCGACGGAAACAGCAAGUGUUGAUUCACGAAGUGGUGCGACCGGCCCGCAACGGCGGCGAGCCCAUCCACCGGCUGCUGGACAGUAAAAUCGUCGACGUCCGGGACGAAGGCUGGAUGACCUUUGACGUCCUGCCGGCUUUGCUCCGCUGGCGGGAGCAGCCCAAACGCAAUUACGGCCUCUGGCUGGAAAUGAAACGAGUCAACGACGAGGCCCUGUCCGACAUCCAGCACUUUCACUUGCGGAAGCGCCGGAGUAGCAGCCGGAGACGGAGGCGAUCCAUCGCCGGUUCAACGGAAGAAGAAGAAGAGAAACAGCUGGACCAGCUGGAUCUCCGGUGGGCUAGUCAGCAGCCGCUUUUAGUGACGUACUCUGACGACGGAAGGUCACGCGUGCGGAGUAAACGGGCGGCCGAGAAGAAGCACAAGCGGAAGGGCCGGCGGGACAACUGCCGUCGCCAGUCGCUCUACGUCGAUUUCAACGACGUUGGCUGGAACGACUGGAUCGUGGCCCCGCCGGGCUACCACGCCUACUACUGCCACGGCGACUGCCCGUUCCCGCUGCCCGACCACCUCAACACGACCAAUCACGCCAUCGUUCAGACGCUGGUCCACUCGGUCAACCCCAGCGCCGUCCCGCGGGCCUGCUGCGUCCCCACCGAGCUCUCGUCCAUCUCGAUGCUCUACAUCGACGAGUACGACAAGGUCGUCCUCAAAAACUAUCACGACAUGGUCGUCGAGGCCUGCGGAUGCCGUUGAACGAUUCCACUCACCGGAAUCCGAAGAAAUCCAACCACCAACACCCUCCCAGCACGGGGCGGAUUGGGUUGUUGUUGUCUGUUGUUGUCGGUGACAUUUUCUUCCAACCCCCCUCCAGGAUUUCCUGUGGACCAAUGGCCGUCCGCAUCCGAAAUCGAACAAGAGAAACAACAACAACAACAACAUCCAACGAAGAAAAAAGA
Molecule: messenger RNA, 2496 nt
Organism: Daphnia pulex (common water flea)
Lineage: Eukaryota; Metazoa; Arthropoda; Branchiopoda; Diplostraca; Daphniidae
Product: bone morphogenetic protein 2-like
Exons: 5
Coding region: 914-2293 (459 amino acids)
Biological process (GO): BMP signaling pathway; SMAD protein signal transduction
Cellular component (GO): extracellular region
Molecular function (GO): growth factor activity; cytokine activity
Source: RefSeq, a predicted model, not a curated record